CGACGCCGCGCUACCGGCUACACCAUGUUCGUUGUACCUAUCUAUUCCAAUUACUGGCUUGUAUAGUAAACGAAACAUUUAAAACAUGAUGAAAUAUUAAAUUAAAUUAAUGAUAAUAGACACUGUUAACGCCGAAUCGUGUGGCUCAAACACAAUUUAAAACAGUACACUACAAGAGACUAACCUACCCAUGGCGGUAGUACUGAAAUCAAAUCCAGAACAACAAUAGUUGUCGUAUUCCAGUCGAUCGCUAUUAAUUUUUAUCCUUAGUAGAUAUGAGUUGACAGUGAAGCGUUAACCGGCCGACUAUUUUUUUUCGUCGUCGACCACGAAUUAUCGUAAUAUUAAUACGGUAUACUAUACAGGUAUACGACUCACGUGUUUGUUACCUGAUAAUACAAAUUUGAAAUCUUAUCGUAAACUUACGCGGUUUGUGUACUAGUGUCGAGCCUAUAACUUAACGGCAAUUAUUCCGAAGUUAUUUGAAUACAGCAGCUAGGUGCCAUAAAAUUAUGGAAACAUUAAGUUAAAUCUUAGUACCACUACCUACUACUCUUAAAACAAGGCCUCUCACUUAGCAUGAUGAUACUAAACAUCUGAUAUAGUUGUUGUUAAUCCUGUGCUGAAAUGUUUACAUUUAGCGCGUAGUACAAUAUUUUGAAUUUAUUAAUUUGUUCAAUUGUGUUACGCUUUCAAACUGAAGCAUUAAUGUCUUGUGGCUUGACUAGUUAAGAAAAAAAUCAAUCUCAUCAUGUCAGCAGAUGAAGCGGAAUCUGAAGUCCUUUUUAUGAAAACUUAUAGUAUUAUAAAAUUGGACGAAAUAACAAAUCUAAAUAAUGAUCGUAAAUCACUUAAUCAAAAAGUUUUGCUCGGGUUGGCCACCAGAGAGGAAUUUUUGAAACAAAUAAAAGUCGAAUUAAAUAUGUUGGACACGUGUCAACUUAAAAUUGAACAAGAAAUGAAAGAAAAUAAUACUGAGGAUAUUAAUACUGAAAUACUUACCAUUUUAUCAAAUCGUAUUAAUGAAAUGUAUAAAAAUAUGUUUCUACUAUUUCCUGUUGAAAAGACUUCAUUGUCAGAAUAUAUCGAUUUCUGCUCAAAUAAUGCAUUAUUUAUAACUAAAUGUAGUAACAUGUUGGAAAUUCUCAUGUUGAAAUACCAUAGUGACCCUGAAGUGUAUAUAACUGCAGCAACAUAUGAAUUUGAUGAUCGAAAUAAUGUUGAAUCAGCUAGACGAUAUUUUUCAGAAGGAUUAAAACAUCAUGAAAAUUGUAAAAAUUUAUAUGUAGAAGAAUUUUGGGUUGAAGUUCAACAUUUAGAAAAGACUGAAGGUGCCUCACUUCCAAUUGCCAUUGAAAAAUACAGAAACCUAAUAAAACGUUUUGCAAAUGAUAUUGAAUUUCAUUUUAUAUUAUUAGAUAGAGCAAUAAAAUUAAGUACAGUUAGAGAACUACAAUGCAAUGUAGUCAGAGAUAUGAUUAAAAAGUAUAAACAUAGUGAACUGAUGUGGCAAAAAUUAGCUCAAAUUCAUUUUGAUGGUUUUAUCUACGAUCAAAAAACUGAACAAUUACACUAUGAUAAAAAUUAUAUUAAUGGUAUAAGAAACUGCAUUAAAACCUAUGAAAACGGAUUAAAAGAAAAUUUACCACUAAAAAAUAAACUUAAGUUAUGGACCUUUUAUAUUGAUCAUAUUAUUGAAAUUCGUAAAUCUUAUCGUAUGAAAAAAGAAACUAUCAGAAAUUUUAUGAAUGAAACAAUGGAACGAGCCUUUCAAGAAGCUCAUGAGAAUAAAGCAUUAUGUAAAGCCGAAUAUUACAUUUAUUGGACUGAAAACACAAAUAAAGACUGCCAUAGGAUAAUGAAAGAAUCAGUUAAAGUGAUAAAAGAUAGUGUAGAUCUUUGGUAUAAUUUAAUAUCAUAUUAUUUAAAAUAUGACAGUCUUGAAAUGGGCAUUGAAGCUUUUCAAGCCGGUGUUCGGGCUUUGACAAACAAAUCGAUGCCAUUAUGGGAAAUUCUUAUUUUAUAUAUGGCGAAUACUCAUCCAAAAUUGCUCCAACAAUUAUAUCAAGAAGGCUCAAAUUGUCCAUACCCUGAAGUCAAUUGUGUAAUCAGGCCUGAAUAUUUAGAAUGGAACGUACUUCACAAUGGGAUACUUUCAACUCGUGAAUUGUUCAACAAACUUAAAGACGUAAAACCAGAAUGCAAACAAUUGUAUAAAUCUAUGAUUACAUUUGAACUUACUCAGAAUUCAGGAAUUUCUAAAUUAAGUUUUAUCAGAAAAUUGCAUAACAUUUUAUGCAAUUCUUUUGGUGAUACAGAUAUUGAUGUAUGGAGUGAUUGCAUGCGUUUUGAGUACAUGUAUGGUUCUCGUAGAUAUGUGAGAGCAAUUUUUGAGGCAUCAUUAACUUCCGUGAAUCCAAAUUUAAAAAGUAGUAUGACAGAAGAGUAUGAAAAACUUAAAGAUGAAUUCAAAGAUUAUGAUCGGAAAGAUUUAGGAGUUAUUGUUAUUGAAGAUGACGAAUAAUUAUCUAUUUUGGAGAAAAUGACAUUGGAAUGUGUUUGUAUAUUUAAAUUGAUGUUCUUCAGUUAUUAUUUGGUACAUUUUUUUUUUUUUUUGUCAUGUUAUAUUAAGUUAAUGUACCUAUGUUUAUUAUUAAUUUUUAUUUUUAUGUAUUUUUUAAAAUGGCAUUUACAUAUACAUUUUUUUUUUUUAAUGUUAACCCUAAAGUGUGUCAGGAUACAGUGUAGCCAAUUAUGUGUUCAUAAUGGUAUAAAACAGUUAAUAUGACUAUGUUAAUAAUUUACUGUUGAAUAUUUUUAUACAGUAGUAUAAAAUCAAAAUAAAGUACAAAUACAAAAAUUGAAAUAGAUGUAUAUUUAUUUAUUUAUAUUUUAUGAAUAAAUGUAACAUAUUUUGAAGUCACA
Aphis gossypii (cotton aphid) is the source of this 2925-nucleotide messenger RNA. RefSeq names its product U3 small nucleolar RNA-associated protein 6 homolog. NCBI's taxonomy places the organism in Eukaryota, Metazoa, Arthropoda, Insecta, Hemiptera, Aphididae. The transcript is spliced from 11 exons. Bases 752 to 2524 code for a protein of 590 amino acids. Gene Ontology annotation, biological process: maturation of SSU-rRNA from tricistronic rRNA transcript (SSU-rRNA, 5.8S rRNA, LSU-rRNA). Gene Ontology annotation, molecular function: protein binding; snoRNA binding. Gene Ontology annotation, cellular component: small-subunit processome; Pwp2p-containing subcomplex of 90S preribosome. The record is from RefSeq and is a predicted model, not a curated record.